AUGAUCAGCCCCAAGAAAUCCACCUACUUAAAGAAGCUGAAGAAGAUGGGCAAGGGGGAAAAAAGAAUGUAUUUACUAAGAACCAACGAAGAACUGGAUGUGCAUAGUGCUAACAAACCCUCAGUAGCUGGAAAAGGCCAUUUUGUUGUCUACACCACAGAUCAAAAGCGUUUUGAAAUUCCCUUGUUGUAUCUCAACAACAACAUCUUCCUUGAGCUCUUAAAGGUGUCUGAAGAGGAGUUUGGAAUAUCAAGUGACGGGCCAAUAACAUUGGCAUGUGAUGCAGUUUCCAUGGAUUACACAGUCUCUCUAAUAAAACAUGGUGCAGAUAAAGGCUCCGAAAAAGCUUUUAUCGAUUAUAUAACUGCAAGUCACUGCACAUCUUCUUCUGCCACAUUUCUUCAAGAAUUUACAGGAAACCAGUCACUUGUUUGCGGCUGCUGA
Molecule: messenger RNA, 444 nt
Organism: Pistacia vera
Lineage: Eukaryota; Viridiplantae; Streptophyta; Magnoliopsida; Sapindales; Anacardiaceae
Product: auxin-responsive protein SAUR68-like
Exons: 1
Coding region: 1-444 (147 amino acids)
Biological process (GO): response to auxin
Source: RefSeq, a predicted model, not a curated record